CUCCUGGGCAGUGCCGGCUUGGGCGGGGAGGGAAGUCUCCCUGAUGGUCUGUCACCAACCGGGCCGGAGCAUCCGAGGGCCUCUCCUCGCGCCGGCCUCGUUCCUGGGAGGUCGCUCUGGAACCAUUCCAACCUCCACAUCCCCAGCCGGAGAAGGGCAGCACUGGGCUUUGGCCCAGCCUCCCGUGGUCCCCCAGUCCUUCCCGUCGGCGCCUAAGAGAUGGGCAGACUCAAGUUCUCAUCGCGGAGUCAAUUCUUUCCUCUUCUUAAGCAGCGAGGCCUGUCGUUUGGUUCUCGUUGGCCGUCUUAGAAGAUGAUUUAAGAAAAACGAUUGCCUUGAAUAUGUGUAACUUCUCCGUCAUCCUGUCCUGUAUGCGAGAAUCUUGGGGAAAGCGAUCUUAGCUUUACAAACCUCGAUAACGGAGUGAUAGAAGGAAGUCAAGGCACCAUUAUGACUCAGAUGAGAAAUCAGAAACAAGAGAAAAUGGUGUUACAGAUGACUUGGAUGCUCCCAAACCCAAAAAAGCUAAAAUGAAAGAGAAGCUAAAUGGUGACACCGAGGAAGGAUGUGAUAGACUUUCAGAUGAAUUUUCUAAAUCUCAUAAGCCAAGAAGAAAAGAUCUAUCAAAUGGAGAUAUUGAUGAACAUGAAAAAAAAUCAAAGCGAGUGUCAUCUUUAAAUAGUUCUACUCAUAAAUCAAGUGAUAAUAAACUAGAAGAGACCCUAACACGUGAACAGAAAGAAGGAGCCUUCUCCAAUUUCCCUAUUUCUGAAGAGACUAUAAAGCUUCUGAAAGGUCGAGGGGUAACAUAUCUCUUUCCUAUUCAAGUUAAGACUUUUGGUCCUGUAUAUGAAGGAAAAGAUUUAAUUGCUCAAGCGCGGACAGGAACAGGAAAGACAUUCUCUUUUGCCAUCCCCUUGAUUGAAAGACUCCAAAGAAAUCAAGAGACAAUUAAAAAAAGCCGCUCACCAAAGGUACUUGUUUUGGCUCCUACAAGGGAACUGGCAAACCAAGUAGCCAAAGACUUCAAAGAUAUAACUAGGAAACUCAGUGUGGCAUGUUUUUAUGGUGGAACAUCAUAUCAAAGCCAAAUUAAUCAUAUUCGAAAUGGUAUUGACAUCUUGGUUGGGACCCCAGGUCGUAUCAAAGACCAUCUGCAGAGCGGCCGAUUAGAUCUUUCUAAACUGCGCCACGUUGUGCUUGAUGAAGUGGAUCAAAUGUUAGAUUUAGGUUUUGCUGAACAAGUUGAAGACAUUCUCCAUGAGUCCUACAAAACUGAUUCUGAAGACAAUCCUCAGACUUUACUUUUUUCAGCAACUUGCCCGCAGUGGGUAUACAAAGUUGCAAAAAAAUACAUGAAAUCCAGAUAUGAACAGGUUGACCUUGUUGGGAAAAUGACUCAAAAGGCUGCAACUACUGUAGAACAUUUGGCCAUCCAGUGCCACUGGUCUCAGAGACCAGCAGUUAUUGGAGAUGUCCUUCAAGUCUACAGUGGGUCUGAAGGGAGGGCUAUUAUCUUCUGUGAGACCAAAAAGAAUGUAACUGAAAUGGCCAUGAAUCCACACAUAAAACAGAAUGCCCAGUGUUUACAUGGGGACAUCGCUCAGUCACAAAGAGAAAUUACACUGAAAGGCUUCAGAGAGGGUAGUUUUAAAGUUUUGGUGGCAACCAAUGUGGCUGCCCGUGGUUUGGACAUUCCUGAGGUUGACCUGGUGAUUCAGAGUUCACCUCCACAGGAUGUUGAGUCCUAUAUUCAUCGCUCUGGACGCACAGGUCGAGCUGGCCGGACAGGGAUCUGCAUAUGUUUUUAUCAACCGAGAGAAAGAGGUCAAUUACGAUAUGUGGAACAAAAAGCAGGAAUUACUUUUAAACGUGUAGGUGUUCCUUCUACAAUGGAUUUAGUUAAAUCUAAAAGCAUGGAUGCCAUCAGGUCUUUGGCUUCCGUUUCUUAUGCUGCUGUUGAUUUUUUCCGACCAUCAGCUCAGAGACUGAUAGAAGAGAAAGGGGCAGUGGAUGCAUUGGCUGCAGCAUUAGCCCACAUCUCUGGCGCAUCGAGUUUUGAACCACGAUCUUUGAUCACCUCCGAUAAGGGGUUUGUGACCAUGACUCUGGAAAGCCCAGAAGAAAUACAGGAUGUCAGCUGUGCUUGGAAAGAACUUAACAGAAAGCUGAGUAGUAAUGCUGUGUCCCAAAUUACCAGAAUGUGCCUCCUAAAAGGAAAUAUGGGUGUUUGCUUUGAUGUUCCCACAACUGAAUCAGAAAGGUUACAGGCAGAGUGGCAUGAUUCAGACUGGAUACUCUCAGUGCCAGCCAAGUUGCCUGAAAUUGAAGAAUAUUAUGAUGGAAACACAUCUUCUAAUUCCAGACAGAGGAGUGGUUGGCCAAGUGGCCGGUCAGGCCGGUCAGGCCGGCCAGGUGGUCGAUCCGGUGGCCGGUCAGGUAGACAGAGUCGGCAGGGGAGUCGGUCAGGAAGUCGACAAGAUGGUAGAAGACGAAGUGGGAAUAGAAAUCGAUCAAGAAGUGGGGGCCACAAACGGAGUUUUGACUGAGAUAGUUAAUCUACAGUGUGAGCUUGCCUGUUUCUGCAUAAUCAUGUACAUUAUCAACCAAAAAUUAGGUCAACAUAGCUGAGGUCUGUGUCUGCUAUUUGGAAAGAAGUUGGUUGUAUUUUUUUAAAAAGUAUUUCACAAGAAUGGUUGUAAACAAAUCUACUUAUCCAGUUAUACCUUUGAAUAAAAAAACCUCCUUUUAUUGUCUCUUUUCA
Molecule: messenger RNA, 2764 nt
Organism: Cervus elaphus (red deer)
Lineage: Eukaryota; Metazoa; Chordata; Mammalia; Artiodactyla; Cervidae
Gene: DDX50
Product: DExD-box helicase 50
Exons: 15
Coding region: 531-2549 (672 amino acids)
Molecular function (GO): ATP binding; helicase activity; RNA binding
Source: RefSeq, a predicted model, not a curated record